CGUCCGCGCGUGGGGUUCCCGCCCCGUCGCUGGUGUCGGCGUCCCGCGUGGGUCGGUCCGCCGCCGCCAUGCCGCCCGGGAAGCCGCUGCAGCCCGUGCUGAAGAUGAAGGUGGACGAGCUGUUCCUGCGCUGGCUGAGCGAUCCCGACACGCAGCGCGCGCUGCACGACGAGCUCCGCCGCAUCCAGCACGCGGGGGCCGCGGAGCCCGGGGACGCCAGACACGCGUGGGCGAGCGGGCCCGGGCCUCCCGGCGUCUCCUGCGCGCCGCCCGCCCACGUAUCCGGGCCUCGGGCCGCGCGCGCCGCCCGCCGGACGGCGGGGCCCAGAGCGGCGCAGCCCCCGAGGGAGGAGCCGCCGGCCCCGGCCGCCAGCCCGAGCCUUCCCGCCUUCCACUUCCCGCGGGGCCGCCCCGCCGACGCCGUGGACGUCGACGCCGCCGUCGCCAGGAUCGAGCACGUGUUCUCGGAGCUGCCGCGCGAGAGGGCCACGCUGGGCGACAUGGGCGCCGUGGCCAAGGCCUGCGGGUGCCCGCUCUACUGGAAGGCCCCGCUGUUCCACGGCGCCGGCGGGGCGCGCGCGGGCGCCGUGGCCGCGCACCAGUUCGUGGCCGCGUGGCGGAAGAUCCUGCAGAGCUGCCACGACGACGCGGCCAAGUUCGUGCAGCUGCUGGCCAAGCCGGGGAGCACCUCCCUGGCGCAGGAGGACUUCGUGCCGUUCCUGCAGGACGUGGUGAGCACGCACCCGGGCCUGGCCUUCCUGAGGGAGGCGUCGGAGUUCCACUCGCGCUACAUCACCACGGUCAUCCAGAGGAUUUUCUACGCCGUGAACCGCUCGUGGUCGGGCAGGAUCACGUGCGCGGAGCUGCGGCGCAGCAGCUUCCUGCAGAGCGUGGCGCUGCUGGAGGAGGAGCCCGACAUCAACCAGCUGACGGAGUUCUUCUCCUACGAGCACUUCUACGUCAUCUACUGCAAGUUCUGGGAGCUCGACACGGACCACGACCUGCUCAUCGACGCGCGGGACCUGGCGCGGCACGGCGACCACGCCAUCUCCUCCAAGAUGAUCGACAGGAUCUUCUCGGGCGCCGUGACGCGGGGCCGGAGGGCGCCGAAGGGCGGGAAGCUGGGCUACGCGGACUUCGUGUGGUUCCUCCUCUCGGAGGAGGACAAGAGGACGCCGACCAGCAUCGAGUACUGGUUCCGCUGCAUGGACCUGGACGGCGACGGCGUGCUGUCCCUCUUCGAGCUCGAGUACUUCUACGAGGAGCAGACGCGGCGGCUGGACGCGCGCGACAUCGAGCCGCUGCCCUUCCGCGACUGCGUGUGCCAGAUGCUGGACCUGGUGAGGCCGCGGAGCCCCGGCAGGAUCACGCUGUCCGACCUGAAGCGCUGCCAGCUCGCCGGCGUGUUCUUCGACACCUUCUUCAACGUCGACAAGUACCUGGACCGCGAGCAGAGGGAGCAGAUGGCGCCGCCGCGGGACGCGGACUCCGACGGCCCCGGGCUCUCGGACUGGGACAAGUACGCGGCUGAGGAGUACGACUUCCUGGUGGCCGAGGAGGCGGCGGGGGACACGGGGGACGACUGGCUGGAGCCGCAGCUGAGGCCGCUGUUCUCGGCGCCGCCCACGGCGGGGGACGUGGAUCUGUACCAGUUCGCGUGCGGGGACGAUGACCCCGCGUGACCGCGUGGGCCCCGUCCCCUGUGCGGGGUGGGGGGACCACCACGGCGGGGCGGGGCACGUCACCUUUUUAUUUUUUUCAAUAAAGAGUUUCAGAGUUUU
This is a messenger RNA of Psammomys obesus (fat sand rat), 1781 nucleotides long. RefSeq names its product protein phosphatase 2 regulatory subunit B''beta (gene Ppp2r3b). NCBI's taxonomy places the organism in Eukaryota, Metazoa, Chordata, Mammalia, Rodentia, Muridae. The record is from RefSeq and is a predicted model, not a curated record. Gene Ontology annotation, cellular component: protein phosphatase type 2A complex. The coding region runs from base 69 to 1682 and encodes 537 amino acids. The transcript has a single exon. Gene Ontology annotation, biological process: protein dephosphorylation. Gene Ontology annotation, molecular function: protein phosphatase regulator activity; calcium ion binding.